Molecule: messenger RNA, 6978 nt
Organism: Exaiptasia diaphana
Lineage: Eukaryota; Metazoa; Cnidaria; Anthozoa; Actiniaria; Aiptasiidae
Exons: 9
Coding region: 703-5847 (1714 amino acids)
Molecular function (GO): protein binding
Source: RefSeq, a predicted model, not a curated record
ACAAGGCACUCCUCCGAGGAUUUCUGCACUUUUUGGUGAUUCCUUUCUUACAACGAAUUCUAAUUUCACAGAAUUAACAACUUAAGAAACCUUCUCGUCUCGACUGCCAGUUACCAAGGUAUAUGAAGGUAAUUUAAGCGAUAAAUCUUGUCAGYUCGUGUGGAAAUAAGUAUUUGAUAAACUUAGAKUUACGAUUGGGCAUURCUGGUUUAUGAUUUGUAGUUUAACGUGCGAUAAUUCUUGGAUCGACCGUGUAAUCAACAGUCUAUUUUACUGAAGCCUCCAGUUGAAUCUACGCCAUUAAACAGUUUUCAAAACUUGGACAAUUAACUAAAUUGCACUUUAAGGAUUUAUAGAAGUGCUGCUGACAAAGACAUUUCCCUUGUAUUAGAAACAACUUUCAAAUCAAACAUUGGAACAGGCAAAUCUUUCAAAAAUACAUAAAACGACGCCACUAAGCAGCAAUGGAGGACCUCAUUGUUUGAACUCUGUGUGUUAUCAGCAAAUGUAAGGCCAUAUUGAUAAACAACUUUGAGUCAAGUACAAUUCCAAUACAUUGGAAUAACAAAAGUUUUGAAAACACCAUAAAAGUCACACCAAAGCAUCGUCCUUCAAAGGAGUUCCCAUCACCUUGAGCUUAUCCAAGUGUUCGUCAUAUUUCAUUCUAAUAAAACAGAAAUUAUCUCAAUGAACAUGUAAAUUAUGCCUAAGAGUGCACCACCAACUCCGCCGCCGCCCCCGCCGAUACCACCACCGCCACCACAACCAGCAACAACGUCAUCGUCGACUCCAAGGCAAAAAAAUAACUACACUCGAUUAAGCAGACUUUUAAUCGAUAUUGGGACAAGAGUUUUGAGAGGUGUCUUUGAUUCAUUAGUCUUACAUUUGAAUGGUGAUCUUCGAAAACAUCUCCACUCCACCGCUGUACACAAUAAGCUGAAAACCCUUAAAAAUAAAGGAGUCCUGAGAGUAAAACAAUGGGUAAAGUUAUACCCAACAGCACCAGGAGUCCCAUCGUCGUCUACCUUCGACAUAACAUUGCUCUUCCUUCUCCUACGGAAUACCUGUGGCCUUACUGCACCCACUACAGGUUGGAAUGCUGCCCCACCUCCAGCUGAUAUUAGCAAAGAGGCUGAUCUGAUUCGAGUAAAAGAAUGUCGAAAUGAAAUCACUGGUCAUAGCCCCGAGGCAAAACUCUCCGAUAUCGAAUUCGAGACUCAGUGGGUUGAAAUUAAGCCAGCAUUAUUAAGGCUUGCGCACUCAUAUCGUCAUGUCAGUGAUUAUGGGACACAAAUCGAGCGUCUGAAAGAGAUCGAGUCGAUGGAUCCACUAAAUGAAGCCGACCUAAAUAUUCUUCUUCAAUCGUGGGAAGAAGGCGAAGAAAAGAAAAUGGAAAUCAUCAUCCAAAAACUAAAAAAGAUAUCAAUGCAAUUACCGUCUGAAAAUGAAAGUCUGCCACAGUUUUGUAUGUUGCCUCAGAAACCAUCUCAUCAAACUAUCAACCGUACCAAUGAAGUAACAGAGAUAAUGUCCAACAUACAGCAMCUUAAAGCAAUGUUUCCACAUGAAAUCACCAUUACGUAUUUGUCUGGAAAUCCUGGUUGUGGUAAAAGUGAGCUUGCGAGGCAGAUUGGAAAGAAAUAUUUUGAAAAUGUUGACGAAUCAGCCAAGUGCGUAUCGACGCUGAACGCAUCUAAUCUUGAAAGCUUAACUCUAUCAUAUAUCGUCCUGGCAAGAAACCUUCGAUGCAGCGAAGAAUCCAUAGCAUCAAUCAAUACCAUCACCUCUCAAGAACACAAACUCGCUCAACUACGAGGAAAUGUCUCCAUACAACUGCACAGUUACUCCUCCUGGCUGAUGAUUGUAGACAAUGUGGAAGAUCUUCAGCUAGUCUCAAGGUUUCUCCCUCAUGCAGGAGAAAAUCUGCAACACAGUAAAGGCCAUAUCCUAAUAACAACGCAAGACAGCCCGUCCAUACCACUGCGUGAUCCACAUGCACAUCAUAUGCCCUUAAGCCGUGGUAUGGAACCUAAGGACGCAGUGGAAUCACUGCUUGAAAUUUCUGGAUGUUCUGACAAAGAAGAAACUAUGAAUGCCGUUGCUAAGCAGCUAGAUUUCCAGCCUUUAKCUCUCGCAUGUGCAGCAGUUUACGUCCAGGAAGUCCGCAUUGCAGAUCCUACCAUGACAUGGGAAAAAUACCUUCACCAUAUCCAAGCAGGCAAUAUUGAAUCAACUGAACGAAUGUACAAAGAAAUCAACAGCUCAUAUAAAACUUCAAUGACAACAGCUGUAAAGAUGGCAGUCCAAAAUGUCAUAGAGAAAAGUCCAGUAAUGCUCCAUGCUUUUGAAUUCUUGGCUGCUUUGGCUCCGGAGUUCAUAUCGCUAGAUGAUGUUGUAAGUUAUGUGAUGAAAUGCAUGCCUAACGAAGUCGAUAAAAAAUUAUUGGCAAGAAAGAUAAUGAAGUCGUCACUCGUUCUUACGUCUGCGGAUAAAGUAGAACCAAUGAUUCGCGUCCAUCAAGUUGUAUUCAACGUUCUUCAAUCAGUAGUCCAAGAAUUACACAGCGACGAAGAAGAUGAAUUGUCGUAUUUAACAAAAGUGAUUGAAGUGUUUUCAUAUCUUGACAAAAUGGAUAAAAACAGCAUUGAUUACAUCAAAUGUACAGGAAAACUUGUUGUGCACGUGGUAAGUUUGUCUUACAAAGUAAAAAUGUUUUUCGAGCGACGCGAAAUUUUGGUUUCGACAGAAAAGGACAAGUAUGGAAUACGCUACCAAGUAAACAGAACAACUACGAGUCAGUAUCUACAAGUAAUGACACUAUUGAAGAAACGUCUGUGUGACGUUUUGAGAGAACAGAAAAAGUAUGAUAUAUGUAGAAGUCUGCUAGAAAUAUGCAUGUCACUUACAAUUACAAAAUCUGACACUACGAAGAACGAGGUCGACACGAAAACUUCAGACGAGCACAUGUACGAUGACGACCAAAUUAAAAGGCAACAAUGGUUCUUUAACGAAUUAGGAWUCACAUUAKAUARCCUUGGUGAAUACCGUGAAGCAAAGGAGUGUUAUGAAAAAUCUCUAAAAAUGGCCAGGAUGGCCUACGGAAACACUCACACUGAAGUGGCUACAAGUUUAAAUAACUUAGGAAUAUUGCUGUUUCACCUAAACAAAUUUGUAGAAGCCAAGGAAUAUUUAGAAAAAGCGAUCGCUAUCAACAAAAGCAUGUACGGAGACAAAAACCCUCAUGUGGCUGCAAGUUUAAGUAAUCUAGGAUCAGCAUUGAGUGAUCUUGGAAGUUACAAAGAAGCAAAGGAGUAUUACGAAAAAGCACUUGCCAUCUACAAAAGCACGUACGGAGACAAUCACCCUCAUGUGGCUACAAGUUUAAGUAAUCUAGGAUCAGCAUUGAGUAAUCUUGGAAAUUACAAAGAAGCAAAGGAGUAUUACGAAAAAGCACUUGCAAUAGAAAAAAGCACGUACAGAGACAAUCACCCUUCAGUGGCUACACAUCUGGUUAAUAUUGGAGGAGUAUUGAGAGACAUUGGAGAAUAUAAAAAAUCAGUGGAGUGUAUAGAAAGAGCAAUAACUAUUCAUAAAUCAGUUUUUGACAAAACCCAUCCUUAUAUAGGAAUUUUCUUUUAUAAACUGGGCCUUUCACUGCAUGCUUUGUGCAUCAACGAGGAAGCCAAAGAUUCCUUUGAAAAUUCACUUACAAUCCUUGAAGCUGCAUAUGGUGAAGACSAUCCACGAGUAGCAAGRACAUUAAAUGGCCUGGGAGAACUCCAGCUGGAAMAGGGAGAUAACGAACUAGCCAAACUGAAUUUKGAAAGAGCAUUAGCUAUCAAUGAAAAAUCAUUAGGUGCACUUCAUCCUGAUUUUGCUAUGACYCUGAACAACCUUGGAAAACUCUCUGAAARUCUUAAUGAAUAYGAACAAGCCAAAGCCUACUUUGAAAGAGCACKGAAAAUCAACGAARAAGCAUUAMRUGGAAGCCAUCCUAAARUUGCSAUUACUUUAAACAACCUUGGACAUCUCUUGRUYAAACUGRAGRAAGAUGAAGAAGGGAGACAUUGCUUGGAAAGAGCUGCUGCUAUCAAGGGAAAGAAUCCAGAUUACGCGUUUAACCUUGGUGAAUACCGUGAAGCAAAGGAGUGUUAUGAAAAAUCUCUAAAAAUGGCCAGGAUGGCCUACGGAAACACUCACACUGAAGUGGCUACAAGUUUAAAUAACUUAGGAAUAUUGCUGUUUCACCUAAACAAAUUUGUAGAAGCCAAGGAAUAUUUAGAAAAAGCGAUCGCUAUCAACAAAAGCAUGUACGGAGACAAAAACCCUCAUGUGGCUGCAAGUUUAAGUAAUCUAGGAACAGCAUUGAGUAAUCUUGGAAAUUACAAAGAAGCAAAGGAGUAUCACGAAAAAGCACUUGCCAUCAAAAAAAGCAUGUACGGAGACAAUCACCCUUCAGUAGCUACAAGUUUAAAUAAUCUGGGAUUAGCAUUGAGUAAUCUUGGAAGUUACAAAGAAGCAAAGGAGUAUCACGAAAAAGCACUUGCCAUCUACAAAAGCACGUACGGAGACAAUCACCCUUCAGUGGCUACAAGUUUAAGUCAUCUAGGAUCAGCAUCGAGUGAUCUUGGAAGUUACAAAGAAGCAAAGGAGUAUCAAGAAAAAGCACUUGCCAUCGACAAAAGCACGUACGGAGACAAUCACCCUGAAGUGGCUACAGAUUUAGGUAAUCUAGGAUCAGCAUUGAGUAAUCUUGGCAGUUACAAAGAAGCAAAGGAGUAUCACGAAAAAGCACUUGCCAUCUACAAAAGCACGUACGGAGACAAUCACCCUGAAGUGGCUACAAGUUUAAGAAAUCUAGGAUUAGCAUUGAGUAAUCUUGGAAGUUACAAAGAAGCAAAGGAGUAUCACGAAAAAGCACUUGCCAUCAGAAAAAGCACGUACGGAGACAAUCACCCUGAUGUGGCUACAAGUUUGGAUAAUCUAGGAUCAGCAUUGAGUAAUCUUGGAAGUUACAAAGAAGCAAAGGAGUAUCACGAAAAAGCACUUGCCAUCWWMAAAAGCACGUACGGAGACAAUCACCCUCAUGUGGCUACAAGUUUAAAUAUUCUAGGAUUAGCAUUGAGUAAUCUUGGAAGUUACAAACAAGCAAAUGAGUGUCUCCAAAAAGCACUUGCAAUCGCCGAAAGCACGUAUGGAAGCAAUCACAGCUAUAUGGGUGCAAUAUUAUCUAAUCUGGGAAUAGUAUUGAGUGACAGUGGGGAAUAUAAAGAAUCAAAGGAGUGUAUAGAAAGAGCAAUAGCCAUUGACAAAACAGUAUUUGACGAAACGCAUCCUUAUAUAGGAAUUGACUUUUAUAAACUGGGACUUUCACURCACGCUUUGGGCCUCAACGAGRAAGCYAAGGAUUCUUWUGAAAGGUCACUUACAAUUCUUGAAGYUGCAUAUGGUGAAGACCAUCCACGAGUAGCAAGRACAUUAAAUGGCCUGGGACAACUYCAGCUGGAACAGGGAGAUAACGAACUAGCCAAACUGAAUUUKGAAAGAGCAUUAGCUAUCAAUGAAAAAUCAUUAGGUGCACUUCAUCCUGAUUUUGCUAUGACUCUGAACAACCUUGGAAAACUCUCUGAAAGUCUUGAUGAAUACGAACAAGCCAAAGCCUACUUUGAAAGAGCACUGAAAAUCAACGAAGAAGCAUUAGAUGGAAGCCAUCCAAAAAUUGCCAUUAUUUUAAACAAUCUUGGACAUCUCUUGGUCAAACUGAAGAAAGAUGAAGAAGGGAGCCAUUGCUUGGAAAGUGCUCGUGCUAUUAAGGAAAAGAAUCCAGAUUACGUAUUUAAGUUUUAAAUGAAUUAUUUCAAAUGACAAUGUUCCCAACAUAAUCCACAAAGAAAUUAACUUCGAGAUGUGUGACCUUAACUUCUUGUUGAUAAAAAUAUUAUAUAGAAAACAAAAUGAAAGGUUGGCUUAUUGUUAUGGUCGCAUUAUACUGCUAAUCGAGAUAAAUUGAAAUAGCUUUUACUCAAGUGAAAAUAUGCAGAAAACAUGCUUCCUUGUUGUUAUCUUCAAGCCUUCAAUUGUUCAUCGUGAAUUCUGACAUUCCACCAAUAAUGUAUCAAUGAAUUGUGCCUUUACUUGGCAUUUUAAUACCCCAUGCUUCUUUGUUGUAAUCUUCAAGCCUUCAAUUGUUCAUCGUGAAUGCUGACAUUCCACCAAUAAUGUAUCAAUGAACUGUGCCUUUACCUGGCAUUUUAUUACUCCAUAAUUCUUUGCCUUUUUAAUCUUCAAGCCUUCAAUUGUUCAUCGUGAAUGCUGACAUUCCACCAAUAAUGUAUCAAUGAACUGUGCCUUUACUUGGCAUUUUAUUACUCCACGCUUCUUUGCCCUUUUUAAUCUUCAAGCCUUCAACUGUUCAUCGUGUUUGCUGACAUACCGCCAAUUAAUAAUGUAUCAAUGAACUGUGUCUUUACCUGGCAUUUUAUUACUCCAUGCUUUGUUGCCUUUUUAAUCUUUAAGCCUUCAAUUGUUCAUCGUGGUUGCUGACAUUCCACCAAUAAUGUAUCAAUGAACUGUGCCUUUAACUGGCAUUUUAUUACUCCAUGCUUCUUUUUUGUUAUCUUCAAGUCUUCAAUUCUCAACCAAUGAUCGAACUGUGCCUUUACCUGGCAUUUUAUUACUCCACUUUUUAAUCUUCAAGACUUCAAUUGUCCAUCGAGAUUGCUGACAUUCCACCAAUAAUGUAUCAAAUGAACUGUGUCUUUACCAGACAUUUUAUUACUCCAUGCUUUUUUGCCCUUUGUUAUCUUCAAGCCUUCAAUUGUUCAUCGUGGUUGCUGACAUACCGCCAAUAAUACAUCAAUGAACUGUGUCUUUACCUGGCAUUUACUAUCAAUUAUUGACCUUUAAGUUAGAAAUGAUACGAUUACUAUAAUGAUAUAUGUGGGAUUUCAGGAGCGUAGGGUACAUUUGAUGAAUGUA